Toxorhynchites rutilus septentrionalis is the source of this 1272-nucleotide messenger RNA. RefSeq lists its product as uncharacterized. The record is from RefSeq and is a predicted model, not a curated record. The transcript has 3 exons. Lineage: Eukaryota; Metazoa; Arthropoda; Insecta; Diptera; Culicidae. The coding region runs from base 121 to 1095 and encodes 324 amino acids.
CCAUAAUUUCGUGCUAUUUCUACAUAUCUGGAUGUUUCUUGUUAUUUUGGAACAUAAACUGAAAGUGAACUUUCCUAACAUUGCAAUUUUGGCAGAUUUGUAUAUUUUUUCAAACAUAAUAUGGCUAGACCCAGUAAUGUGCGUGUUAAGCUGUGCGAUCAAAUUUUAUUGCAUAAAUUGCAUGUAUUGAAUAAUGCCGUGUCUCGAACCGGGGUGACUGAAAAGGAAAUGGAAGAUGCAUUCAAAAUUUCAAUUGGAUAUCGUCCCAGUCGUUUGUCUUGGACCCAAUGGAAUGAUGGCACGCUUUCAAUACUAUACAGUGUAAUAUUUUUAAUGGCCUUGUUUAUUUUGAUACCGUUUCUGGCUUCCUUCAUCGAAGGUACCAGAUGCAUUUUACCAAAUAAUUAUCUUGUUUGGGAAGCCACCCGACCGUUGUCUGAUUGUGAUUUUUGUAGAGAAGUUCGAGGUCCUAUCAUUCUUUCUAAUCUGUCGCGUGAAGAGUUUAAACCAUACGCGUAUUCAUCCAGACCAAUUAUUAUUAAAAAUGCAAUAUCACACUGGCCAGCAGCAAAAUUAUUGAAUUUUUCAUUUCUUAAGGACCUCUAUUAUAAACAUCCAUCAGCUUUAGAUAGUUUCCACGAAGAUUGUCAAUUUCUCCAUUUCAAAUCAAAUUUUCAAAGUUUGAAAGAUGUUUUCCGUAUGUCAGAAGAUUUUAGAGAUGGACAUAAACCAUGGUAUGUUGGGUGGAGUAACUGUAAUCCUGCUAUUCUUAGCGAGCUACGGAAGUUAUACCCUAAACCACACUUCCUACCAGAGGAUGCUGAAAUGCCUAACACAGAUUUUGUAUUUCUAGGAUAUGAGCAAGGUGCAGUGAUGCAUAUUGACUACAUUCCACGUUUGAUGUGGCAGGCACAAUUGAGAGGCAACAAGAGCUGGAUAUUAGCUCCGACUCCCGAAUGUGAUGAAGAAUGCAGAAGUUUCAAUUUUUAUGUUGAACCAGGAGAUGCACUGUUAGUAGACACGCGACUAUGGUACCAUGGAACAUUCAUCUCGAAAGGAGAAUUUUCCCUCACUAUUCAAUCUGAAUACGGAUGAAGUGAAUUUCUCUUGUUAAAAUAUGUUUCAUCAGAACCAUCAAAAAUGUGUAUGAUAUUUGCGUUGCAAUAGUUUUCAUCGCUUCAACGGCUCAAAAAGUGUAAUAAUUGAAUUGAAUUAUCAAUUUCAAGUUUCAAUUAAAAUUUACGUCUUUGAAUAAUACGGGCUGUUAUAUCA